UUACUGUCAAUCAUCUCUCUCACUCACUCACGCAGCCGCGUGCGCGUACGUGCGUGAAAGUCAUGGUAACAGAGCGGUGACGUGACGUCAGAGCUGCAGGCCUUAAUAACUUCUCAUUCUCACUUGGACUUCACAUGAGUUGAUGCAAAACUUUGUCUGCUGACAGCUGAACUCACUGAUAACUGAUCGACUGGACAACUUCUGUUGGAAAACAAUUUGUUGGAUAGCUGAACCCGAGGAAAACGGAGAGGAAUCAUAAUCAUAAUAUAAUAAUAUAUAUAUAAUAAUAAUAAUAAUAAUAUAUAAUAUAAUCAUAAUCGUAAUUUAAAGUGACCUGCUGCUGCCAUUAAAAUGUUGUUUUAUGGCCCCCCCAUGAUGAUGAAGGAGCACCUGAACAUCUACUGGUCUGACUCCUGGAACUACAAAGCAGGUUUGCCUUUGACCAUCGACAUUAAGCCUCGCCAUGUCCAGGAGGAGGAAGAAGAGAUCGCUGGUCUGGAUGAUGAAGACGUCCUUGGCCUUCUUGGUCUGAAUGAUGAGGACGUUCUUUGUCUCCUUGACAUGGACAAUGAAGCCCUUCUUGAUCGGCUUGUGCUCGUUCUGGACGGUGAGGUGCACUUUCCUGGUCUGGAUGACGAGGCGGAGGUAGACGUCGCUGGUCCUGAUGAAGAGGUGGCCGAGCCUCGUAGAGGUGACGGAGAAGGUGUGGAAGAUAAAAGAGAUUCCAGACCUCCCUCUCCUCCACACAAGCAGUUCCCACCACCGAACUUUGGGAUGAACUGGACACGACAGGAUCCUGCUGCACACAUUCCUGCUUUUUAUCCUGCUCUCCAUGCUGACCCUUAUUCUCUUCCCUUCGCUUUUCCCCCUGCUGCUCCUUAUGCUGCCCCUCCUCCUCUUGCUUGUCCCUUUGCUCCUCCUUUUGUUUGUCCCUAUGCUCAUCCUUUUUCUGAUCCUUUUGCUUGUCCUUUUGCUGCUCCUCCUUCUGUUGAUCCUCCUAUUUUUUUCAUGCUGAUCCCCCAUCCUGAUGUUCCUGUGCAGGUUUCAGGUGCUGGAGUAGUAGCUGAGACCUUUGGGCCAUCCUCACUUCCCAGCCUCGGCUCCUCCAAACGGAGAAGAAGGGAAGAGAGCGAGGAGGAGGAGGAGGAGGAGGAGGAGCAGGAUGCUAAAAGGCGGAGGUGAUCUGAGGAGCUAUACUAACUCCACGGUAUCCCACCAAAGCAUCUGGCAGGACAGCUGCAGUGACCCUCUCCACCAGUGACGACUGGCCUCUGCGUCUGGCAGGACUAGUUCUUUUAGGGUUAGCCCUUACAUCUGUUAGGGCUCGUGAUUUAAGGGACAGCCUUUGCGUCUGGCAGGGCUGUAAAAUCCUCUUGGUCCUGUGUUCAAAUGGACACAGUCUCUCUCUCUCUCACACACACAGCAGUAGUGACUCCCACUGAGUGGUCUGGGCUCUGCACAGUCUACUGUGGAUCUGGUUGGCUUAAACCUCCCAGUGAAGCUAUCAUGUGGCUGUCUCCCCAUGUCAACACUGACUAG
This is a messenger RNA of Sebastes umbrosus (honeycomb rockfish), 1539 nucleotides long. RefSeq names its product wiskott-Aldrich syndrome protein family member 2-like. Bases 352 to 1182 code for a protein of 276 amino acids. The transcript is spliced from 4 exons. Lineage: Eukaryota; Metazoa; Chordata; Actinopteri; Perciformes; Sebastidae. The record is from RefSeq and is a predicted model, not a curated record.